CAGGUUAUGUCAUAAAAUUAAUGAGGUUAACUUGCUUCAGAAAAUAGAGAAUAACAAAUAUUAAUUAAUGUUCCGUUAAUACAAAAUUAUGGCAUUAAUACAAGGGAAAUUGGGUGACAUACCACAAGAUGCGGUUAUUCUAUCCGAAAAAGAAGCAUUAGAUUACCAAACGAAAAUUUUGAGUAAAUGGAAGAAUUCAUCUGAUACUUUUGGCUUCAAGUACGGAUCUUCUGUUCUAGUUGGUAGUACAGUUUUGACUGGAUUGUACCUAAAUAAUUUUCUUCGAGGAAAGCUGAAGUUAUUGCACUAUGGUAGAGCAUCAUCAUAUUUACCUAUUUGUGUGAUUCCCAGUGCUGUGGGUUUUCUGCUUCACACAGAAAUGGUUUUAAAGGAUGUGAUCCUUCAAAAAACAGGUACCUGUCCUAUUUGUUUGGAGUUAAGAUCAGCAGCAAUUCAAGCUGGGUGUGGUUUCAUUUUUCCCUUCAUUUCUGCGUCAUUAUCUAAUUUAUUGUUGGCAAAUAAAUAUGUAACAGCAAGACUACCAUCUUUAAUCAAUGAACCAGGAGCAGUCUUCAAGUUUAUGGUUACAAAAAUGAAGCCUAUACAGAAUAUCUUAUUUGCAAUGUUUGUUGGUCAGGCACUUUUGGGGUCUGCAGUAACAUACUUUGAGGCUAAAUCUGUUUACACAGUAAAUGAAAAAUUGGCAAAACUAGAGUAUGAUUUGGAACAUAAACAUUAACAGUUUUAAGUAGAAUGACAAAUGAUUUAGUCAUAAUAGAAAUUUUCGUUAUAAA
Aethina tumida (small hive beetle) is the source of this 794-nucleotide messenger RNA. RefSeq lists its product as uncharacterized. Gene Ontology annotation, cellular component: mitochondrion. Gene Ontology annotation, biological process: mitochondrial respiratory chain complex I assembly. Lineage: Eukaryota; Metazoa; Arthropoda; Insecta; Coleoptera; Nitidulidae. The coding region runs from base 89 to 739 and encodes 216 amino acids. The record is from RefSeq and is a predicted model, not a curated record. The transcript has 4 exons.